Messenger RNA from Colletotrichum orchidophilum, 2445 nucleotides. RefSeq lists its product as uncharacterized. NCBI's taxonomy places the organism in Eukaryota, Fungi, Ascomycota, Sordariomycetes, Glomerellales, Glomerellaceae. The record is from RefSeq and is a predicted model, not a curated record. Gene Ontology annotation, biological process: carbohydrate metabolic process. The transcript has 2 exons. Bases 1 to 2445 code for a protein of 814 amino acids.
AUGAGGUCCACGACACCGCCCUCGAAAUGGGCCUCCCUUUUCUCGAUGCUGGCGCCGCGCAUAGUCCUGGCGGUACUGCGGCCUCCGUUCAUCGAUCCGAAUAGUCUUCCUGAUACGCCGGUCUUCAAGGGACCUUGGGGAAAAUAUAUCAAAGCACCAACGGACAAGACCCGUAUCGUUCCGCAUCGUAUAUGGGAAGUGGAGGGGAACGUUACGACGUCGGAGCUGGAGGCUUUGGAGGUCGGCGUCGAAGCAGGACAUACGUUUCAACAUGGCAUCACUAUUGGACCAGGCGGGAUGUUGACGCUGGAAUUUGAGGAGAACAUUGCUGGACGUGUAUGCUUUGAUGUAUCGUCCUCCGGAAACGAACCCGAGAUCUCCUUAGCGCACUCCGAAUCUUCACUGUAUGCCGGUCCGCAGCCGGAUACCACAACUGAGAAGCUAGAUAGAGACCUGCCGCUACACUUCGAAUUCAGUAAUAAGACUGGCACAGUCUGCGUGGGCAAGGACUUCAUACGAGGGGGCUUCAAGUACCUUACGUUGACGAUGCCGGAAUACCCUGUCUUGACAGAUGAUCGUGUCGUUGAGUUAUCCCUGCCACAGGGCCAGGCAGUAUUAGGAGACGACGAGAAACAAGUGCCACUCGGAGAAGCCGACAGAGACCCAUACAAGAAGCCGUGGGUCACACUCAAGGGCCUCUGGGUAAACUGCACCGCCUUUCCCUCGCAGUCCAACGGCCGCGCGUAUUCGGGCUACUUCCACAGCUCAAGUGAUAUGCUCAAUCGCAUCUGGUACGCCGGCGCAUACACCCUUCAAUUAUCGACUAUCGACCCUCGAGAAGGCUCUGCCAUCAUUGACUACAACCGCGACUGGGACCACAACGAGUCGCCGACAGGUUCUUGGUACUCCAACUUCACAGUCGCAAAUGGCACGGCCGUCACGACUGAUGGUGCAAAGCGUGAUCGCGUUGUUUGGCCCGGCGAUAUGUUCAUUGCCGUGCCCGGUAUUUCUGUCAGCACCUACGACAUGGUAGCUGUACGUAAUGCCCUCGAUGUACUGUUUGACCAUCAGUACUCAGACGGAUCGUUACCAUGGGCCGGUCCUCCUUUAGGCCUACAUGGCGAGUUCAGCGACACAUACCACCUACACACUCUGCUGGGCGCUUACAACUACGUCAAGUACUCCGGCGACUUGGACUGGCUAGCGACACGCUGGUCGGCCUACGUCAAGGCUCUCAACGCCAGCAUCGACAAAGUUGACCACACUGGCCUCCUCCAUGUCACCAGCGCCGCUGACUGGCUGCGCCCAGGGAUGACGGGCCAUAACCUCGAAGCCAGCGCCAUUCUCAGCGCCGUCUUGGAAAAGAGCAUGAAACUAGCAGAGUGGCUUCACGACGACAGCCCCGCGGCACGUCCACGUGGGGUAUGGUCGGGCGUGCGCCGCUCUCUCAACGCCGGCAUCCAACAACUCUUUUGUGAAGAUACGGGUCUGUACUCGGACAACAUUGGCAGACGCGGUUGUCGCGGCCCUGAACACACUGACCCUCAAGACGGCAACAGCUGGGCUCUUAUCUCCGGUGCGACACCGCGCUCCCGGCGGGCCGUCGUCUCCGAGAAAUUACGAUCCCGCUGGGGCAAGUACGGCGCGCCCGCGGUUGAAUUCCCCAACGUCAUAUCGCCCUUUGUCUCCUCCUUUGAGCUCCUCGCCCAUGCGGCGGCUGACGAGCACGACGCGGCCGUCGAGCUGAUGCUUCUCGAGUGGUCCUACCUCCUUGACGGGCCGGGCUUCACGAACAGUACGCUGGCUGAGGGUUUCAUGGUCGACGGCGGCUUGCAGUACCCAGCCUAUAGGUCCGCAGCCCGUAACUCUCACUGCCACGGCUGGUCAUCGGGCCCCACGAGCGCCCUCACCUCGGAGAUUCUGGGGAUCCAGCUCCUCGCCCCUGCCGGUGCAGAAUGGACCGUUCGCCCGCACCUGACAAAGUGGCUCAGCUUCGCGAGAGGAGGGUUUGCGACGACCAAGGGCGCCUUCGAAGUCAAGCUCACACGUGUCGUAACGUCGACCUCGUCCACGGCAAAGAACCAGCAGAAGCGACGGAGGGGCCAGACCAUUGAGAUCACCGCCCCGGGAUUCACCAAUGGGACGUUCGAGUGGAGCUCUUCCUCGCUCAAGGUUGACGUUGAGGGUGGCAAGACGAUAGCGUGGAUCGCAUGGGACGACGAUGGGUCGGGCGUCAUCGUGGAGCAGCUCGACGUGGCAUUGGGCAGGAUCGAGGCGUCUAGUGAGGACGAGUGGCACCGUCAGAGCUUCAUCUACCGCGACGAUACCCGGCUAGUCUAUGAUGAAUCAUGGACGCCGCCGCAGAUGGCCCAGAGAAAGGCCGGAGUUGUUGACUGGGAUGCGCUGGAAGCAAACUACGCCAAGCCCCUGCAUGAGAUGUUUUAA